Molecule: messenger RNA, 602 nt
Organism: Populus euphratica (Euphrates poplar)
Lineage: Eukaryota; Viridiplantae; Streptophyta; Magnoliopsida; Malpighiales; Salicaceae
Product: small nuclear ribonucleoprotein Sm D1
Exons: 4
Coding region: 80-418 (112 amino acids)
Biological process (GO): spliceosomal snRNP assembly; RNA processing
Molecular function (GO): RNA binding
Source: RefSeq, a predicted model, not a curated record
GCUUCCAACACUGGCCUUUGCUCUUGCUUCUUCAAACCCUAGCUAGCUUGCUAGCGUUCUCUUCCCUUCCAACUCCACAAUGAAGCUCGUCAGGUUUUUGAUGAAGCUGAACAAUGAGACCGUCUCAAUUGAACUGAAGAACGGAACUGUUGUUCACGGAACCAUCACAGGUGUUGAUAUCAGCAUGAACACUCAUCUGAAAACAGUGAAAUUAACAGUGAAAGGGAAAAAUCCAGUAACUUUGGAUCAUCUCAGUGUGAGGGGCAACAACAUUCGUUAUUACAUCCUUCCUGACAGCUUGAAUCUUGAGACUUUGCUGAUCGAGGAGACACCUAAGGUCAAACCUAAGAAGCCAACAGCUGGGAGGCCUCUGGGUCGUGGUAGAGGCCGAGGCCGUGGACGUGGCCGCGGCCGCUAAUGAUGUCUUGCUUGCUUAAAUUUUUGCAGCGUCUGGCUAUGUAAACACCUAUGUUGUAGCAAGAAUCUGCUGGUAAAGUCAGGAACAGUAAGAGAAUGCUACUGCAUUAUUUUGCUGUUUGCCAUAUGGAAGCAAAUUGCAGGACUCGAGUUUGUCUGUCGGUGAAUCCUUUUCAAAUUCAACC